AUGAAGUGGGAUAAUUCUGAGGUUUGGACGACAAUGGAUGAUUACUUCUUGUCUCUUGGUACAGAUAAUGAGCCUUCCGACUCAGACCCGUUCCCACUAGAUGAGGGUAACUCUUCUGCUGAUGACAUCGAGGUUGACGUUGAGGGGGGCGGUGAUGAGGAGGUGGGUGACAACGGCGAAGGCGCUGCCGAUGCUGGUGUUGGUGCUGAGGAGGAUGGUGGGAAGGGCGCCGCUGCUGAUGGUCAGUGUGGCGCAUCAGAUGGUGGUAACUCCGACGACUCUCGCUCUUCCGAUGAUGCUUCGAGCAAGUCAUACUAG
Molecule: messenger RNA, 318 nt
Organism: Linum trigynum
Lineage: Eukaryota; Viridiplantae; Streptophyta; Magnoliopsida; Malpighiales; Linaceae
Source: the annotation of a GenBank genome assembly